CCACCAGUGGCCCUGUAAUCUAACUUUUAUUGUGACUGAAAAUACAAAUGAAACGCAUAGGCUACAUAGCCUUUAUACCACAGUAUCCUAUGCCUAGUUUUAUUUGGGAGGUUAAACAUUUUCACUAUUGGUUUACAGACAGAAGAAAUAAAAGUGUACAGUACAUCAAAGUAAAUAGAUUGGCAGCAGUUGACUCCAAUUCAAGCACUGUACAAAGAAAGAAACAGUCGGAGCCGCGGCGUGUCGCAUUUAUUCUCGGGACAAGCGCUCGUGCUGCAUGAGUCACGCACGAGAGGAGAGUGGACGUGAAUAUUCAGCAGUGGAGUCAGAGCUCAGUGCGUAAUACGGAGACGCCGGGAACCCCCAGUCUACGAGCAAAGACAUGGAAGUUUGCAAAGGACGUUUUCUGGGCAUUUCGGUGGCCGUCGCGCAUGGAUUUUUUUCGGGAUCGCUGAAUAUUUUGUUAAAAUUCCUAAUCACGACCUAUAGCUUCACGUAUCUUACUUUAAUUCAGUGUCUGACCAGCGGCACUGCGGCUCUUACAUUAGAGGUGCUGAGGAGACUGGGCAAAAUAGAUAUACCACCCUUCAGCUUCCAGUUAGUGAAAGUUUUUGCGAGUGUCUGUGUUUUGGCAACUUUGCAGUCCACAUUAACCCUCUGGUCUCUCAGGGGACUGAGUUUACCCAUGUAUGUUGUGUUUAAGCGAUGCUUGCCCUUGGUAACAUUGGGGAUUGGAGUGUGUGUGCUGAAGAACGGGAUCCCAUCAGCUGGGGUAAUAACAGCGGUUCUCAUCACCACUGGAGGAGCAGCACUGGCUGGUGCUGGAGAUCUAACAGGUGACCCUUUUGGCUACGUGACUGGCAUUUUAGCUGUGAUUGUCCACGCCUCCUACUUGGUGCUCAUCCAAAAAACGAGUGGAGACAGUGAUUAUGGGCCGCUCACAGCCCAGUACACUAUUGCAGUGGUGGCCUCUCCCAUUCUCUUCAUCUGUUCCAUUGUAAGCAUGGAUGCCAUUGACAUGUGGACGUAUGAAGGUUGGAAGAACCCAUAUAUCACAGGCAUCUUCUGUACCUGCAUCCUCAUCGGCUGUGCGAUGAACUUCACCACACUGCACUGUACCUAUAUCAACUCAGCUGUCACCACCAGUUUUGUGGGGGUGGUCAAGAGUAUAGCUACUAUCACUGUGGGCAUGUUCGCCUUCAGUGACGUGAUGCCAACCAAACUGUUUGUGGUAGGCGUGGUAGUGAACACCAUUGGCUCCAUCACCUACUGUGUGGUGAAAUAUCAUGAAACCAAAAAGAAGUUAACCUACCAGGAUAUGGACGAGUCCGCUAAGGAUGAAGAACUUCCAGGAGAACCUUAUGUGGAACCAGCCAAGCCUGAUGGAGAUAUGGAAACUCUUCCAAAUGAUCUGGAGAGCGUUCCCAAUGGCAGUCUGACAGCAUCAGUUGACAGCCAUGACCAGGGUCCAGUUUGUGAGAAUAAAGUGGCAGAGUCCAUAGAAUUAGAAAAACCGGGGAUCCCAUCAGACGAUCCUACGAGACAAUCUCUGAGCGACAGUUAUGUAGGGGUCUGGAGAUCCAUUCGCACCUUAAAGUUCUUUAAGAAAGACACUUUACUUGACAACAUGGAGGUUCAAAGUCCUUGAUGAUUGGUUUCCCGCUUGACAGAAGUGCAUGUUAAAUUUAAGUAUUGUUUAACUGAUGUUGUGAACAAUGUUUGCCUUUUUUCUGUCAUGAACAUGAUUUUAUGAAAAAGAUUUAUUUUUUAUAAAAAGGUAUAGUCUGUUUGUACAUUAGAGGGAGAAUAACUAUUAAGGAAUCCCCAAUAACAGAUGUGCCAUUUUAUUGACUUAAAACAAAAAUAUCCUUUUAUUUUAGGAUCAGUGUGAAAUUAAUUUGGGAGAAAAUCAAAUAUCUUAAUAGUCCACUCAAAUAUGACAAUUCUGUCAUCAUUUACUCAUCUUCAUUUCUUUCCAAACCUGUAUGACAUUCUUUUUUCUGUGGAGCAUAAAAGAUGAUAUUUUGAAGAAUGUUGGGAACACUUUAGUUUCCCAGUGACUUCCAAUGUAUGGACAAAAAAGGGAAGUCAUUGAGAACCAAAACUGUUUGAUUUAACAAAAUAUUCUUCCAAAUAUUUGUGUGUGUGUGUGUGUGUGUGUGUGUGUGUGUG
Molecule: messenger RNA, 2172 nt
Organism: Cyprinus carpio (common carp)
Lineage: Eukaryota; Metazoa; Chordata; Actinopteri; Cypriniformes; Cyprinidae
Product: solute carrier family 35 member D3-like
Cellular component (GO): Golgi apparatus
Molecular function (GO): antiporter activity
Source: RefSeq, a predicted model, not a curated record